This is a messenger RNA of Amphibalanus amphitrite, 1346 nucleotides long. RefSeq names its product extracellular matrix organizing protein FRAS1-like. The transcript has a single exon. The record is from RefSeq and is a predicted model, not a curated record. The coding region runs from base 35 to 1303 and encodes 422 amino acids. NCBI's taxonomy places the organism in Eukaryota, Metazoa, Arthropoda, Thecostraca, Balanomorpha, Balanidae.
UGGUCACUCUGCGAGCGGCUCCCGUGGAGGCAUCAUGUCCCGCCUGGCUCUGCUCCUCCUGGUGCUGGUCGCUGUGACCGCCGCCUUCAAAAAGCAGGGAGCAUGCUUCUCCAAAACUCUCGGUAAGAAGUUCAGCAACGGCGCCACGUGGACGGAACCAUCCUGUAUCCGGGCGAGGUGCCUGAACGGUCGCAUCUCACGGCUGCCCUGCGGUUUGAUUGCCAACAAGCCCGGAUGUAAGAUAGUUAAAGGUGACAGCAACGCGCCGUUUCCGGCCUGCUGCCCCAAGGUUGAAUGCCCCAAGCCCUGUUUUUCUGACGUUUUGAAGAGGCUGUUUAAGAACGGGGAUAAGUGGACGGAGCCCGGAUGCAUCCAGGGCGUCUGUAAUGAUGGAGAAAUCGGACGGCUUCCCUGCCCCCUGAUCAAGCCCGGACCGGGCUGUGUGCUCGUAAAGGGUGAUCCGAACGCCCCUUACCCCGGCUGCUGCCUGUCGUUCAAGUGUCCCAAGCCGGGUCAGUGCUACUCCAAAGGACUGGACAAGUUCUUCGACAGCGGCGCGGAGUGGACCGAGCCGCCCUGCCAGCGGAACAGGUGCGAGGAUGGUAAGGUGGUCGGUGUGCCCUGCGGCCGGCCGGCCGUCGGCCCCUUCUGCCGGCUGGUGAAGGGCAAGCCCGGCGCCCCGUACCCCAAGUGCUGUCCCUCCACUGUCUGCAGGUGCUACUCCAAGGCCCUGAAGAAAUUCUUCAACGACGGUGACGUUUGGACCGAGCCUCCGUGCACCCGCGCCAAAUGCGAGAAAGGCAACGUUGUCGCUCUGGGGUGUCCUUUGCAAGCCGGUGAUAAAUGCGUCCGAGUGGAAGGAAAGCCUGGAGCCAAGUACCCGAAAUGCUGCCCUAAAAUCACCUGCGCCAAGGAAGAUCAGUGUUUCUCCAAAGCUCUGAAGAAGAUUUUCGAUGAUGGCGCAAAGUGGACCGAGCCGAAGUGCACAGAGGCCCAAUGUUCCAAGGGUGACAUUAUUCGAAAGGCCUGUCCCCUGAUCCGCCCCGCUCCUGGCUGCACAGUAGUUGAGGGGCGACCUGGAGCGUCAUAUCCCGGAUGCUGCCCCAGAGUUGUCUGCAAACUGCGCCUCCGGUGCUACUCGAAGAUUCGAGGCAAAUACUACAACGACGGUCAGACGUGGAGGGAGACCUUGUGCGAGCGGGCGACCUGCGUGAGAGGCAAAAUUGUAAGGAAAAUCCAGUCCCAGUGCCCAAAUAUCUGCAUGGGCAACGGCAAGAAUCAGUGCUUCCCAGCAAAACACUAAAAGCUGAUGAACUUCGAUACUAAACAAUGUAACUUUACACGUU